AAUAAGACGCCAAUUUCUCCAGUCGAGAUCAUUCGGCGGUUGCGUGUCUCUAAUAUCCGCAGGAGACUAUGAACCGACGAUGAUUCUCCGAGGAUACGACGCUUCGUCGUGUGAUUGUUGCAAGAGCGGUUUUCAUUUUGAUUGUGCGGGCAUGGACGGGGCGCAGCAGGUAGAUGUUCUCGGGGGCCUGAUUGAAUCGGUGCCGUGGGAUCGGUGGCCGUCAGGUUUCAAAUUCAGGCCUCCUUCUGGUAGAAAACGCGGCCGUGUCAGGGAUUUGCCUACCUGCAACGGAAAUUCAAGGUAACAUGUUUGAUUUUCUAUAUGCGUUGUUUUCUCAGUUUUCGAAACAAAUUCUAGAUGUUGAUGUGAAACCGAUUAGUCGAAUGAUUUAUUACAUGCUUAGUUGGGUUAGCAAAAGCUUGAGAAGAAGUGCACAAAUUUAUAUUUGAAGGUGAAACUGACCACCUGUUGAUACUCAACGGGACAGAUAUAGAAGUUCUGAUUUUAGUGUUUAUGUGAAACUGAUGGAAUUAUGACACAAAUCAGUGAUAACAGCCGAAAGAAACAGGAUAUUGUGCACACAAGUAUAUACAGGGUUAUAUGCUGAAUUAACUUUGAGCAUACAGAGAAGCAAUCGGUCAAUUGCCUUAUUCUCUUUCAGACAGGUCCACUGGAUAUGGUAACGACUAUUCAAGGGCCUGGGUUUUUAAGACAACAAGCCAUAACCUCUAAUUAGGAUGCAAUCUGGUCAUCCGACUUUUUAUAGCCUGAUGUGUGGCUGGGUAUUGCUGAUCUGGAUCAUAUAAGUGCAUAAGUUGUUUAACUUGUUAGAAUUGGCGUGCAUUGGUUUUUUCUUCUUAAGUGAAGCCAAUUAAAGAACUAAGUCUUAACUCGUAUAAAAAGGUUUUGAUUGAAGCUUUAAUCAUGCUGAUUUUGCUGAGAUUGGUGAGUAAAAUCAUCUAGAAAAGCAAGGACUAUAAUCUUGAUAUCAUAAGGAUGUUUAGUUAUUAUAUAGUGUAACUUUUUGAUCUUGCUAUAUAUCGUGAUGUAACAUAGACUUCUAUGGCAAUUAGAAAACUAUCAUCGGUGUGGCACAUAUAUUGAUCAUCAACAUGAUUCUUAUACAUAAUGACUAUUAUGUAUUGAUUUCCCUUCGGAGUGCUUGUGGUUGUGCCUAUAUGAAGUGCAAUCGUGGUUGUAAUAGCAUAAUAGGUAGUUGUAAUAAUAAUUAAGUCUCAUGUGUAAUGGAUACGGCUUCUUAUUUUUCUUUAGUUCUCCAAUUUCCAAUUAGUGGAAGUGUUGGGGUUAUACUCACUUAGACACGAGGGGAGUGAAGGAUAUAUCAUAACAUUAUGUGGUCUCUAUCUAUGAGUUUAAUUUGUUCAAUGAGUCAUAUCCUCAAAAAGAAAGGCUACCAUAUACGAACAUAUGCUAGAGGAAAGAUCCGGAGAAUAGUUAGAAAGGUAAAGUGUUUUCUCAAAAGAAAUAAAAAAGGAAAGAGAGUUGAUUAUCUAAUUUGGAAACAUUAAGCUUACACAUAUAUUAGCAAAGUAAACAGUCCUAUUCUUUAUUGGAACUCAUGUUCUUGUCAUCCUCUUCCUGAAGUUAAUUCCAUGGCAAGGUUUAUAAAACUUCUUAAGUGGCACAUUAUGAUUAUUAAAGACUUUUCACCAACCAUUCGAUAUGACGCCUAUAAAUUAAUAGAGAGUUGAUAAGAUUGUGAAUGUACAAAGUGUUCUAUAUUUAUAUAUUUAGCACUAUAUGAUUAUAAAUGGAAAAACCACACGGAAAAUAUAACAAUAUAAAUAUCUCUAACAAUAAGUCAUCCUCAUCUUUAAAUGGAUAUACUUUUCCAUCAAUGCUAUCAGAUACUUGGUCAAAGUCAAAAACUCAUGUAGUCUUAAGUAUUUCUCACUGCUAUUCAAAGUAAUCCCUUAUUGCUUGGUUUGAUUGAAAACUAACUAAUGCAUAAGCAAACAGUUUUGAGGGCUGACACUCUUUAAAGUGCUCAUGUAGCGGGGGCUUGCGUAUGUUUGAAAUUUUUGUUGUCUUGAAGUUCAACAAUUAAAGCACAAUAUUUCUAGCAAUUUAAAGAAGAUAAAUAUACACUAGAUUACAUACUUCUACAAAUGAGAAGAUGGGGAUACACAUAAGAGACAUCAAUUAAGAUUAAACUCAUUGUUACCGAUUAUGGUCAAUCGGUUCGGUACGAGUAACAAGGGACAAUUUAAUUCUAUUUGUGCUUUUGUAUUUUCAUAUUUCUAGUAUCUUUCCAAAUUUCUUUGAACUAGUCUUCAAGUCAUUUUCAAUUUUAAAUUUUAUCGAAUUUUAAAAAUAGAUAUCGUCGUGCUUUUCUUAAUCAAGGCUUGAUAAUCAAAUUAGAUAAAGAUAGGGCUUGUUGAAGUUUUCUUUAAAUUAUCUUUUGAUUACGCACAAUAUCUUGGUGGUGAUGCCCAACAGACUCUAGGCUUAGAAGUAGAACCUUUGUUUGGUUCAAUUAUUUUUAUCAAUACAGGCUUCUAUUGCUGUUUUUUUUGCAAUACAUCUUUCUUCAACUAUACUCUUACCUCCUUUUUCUGUAGUCCGAAAUUUUAGUUGUUCUCUUCAUAUUCUUAUCCAACAUCAACGGAUAUAAAUAUUCUUUUGAGCUUUAAUUCACAUCCCAAAAUUCAUUUUUUUCCUUUGGAGGUUCUUUGCCUUGGUUAGAGUGGCCCUUUGUCAAAUUAUUUGAGAUAUCUGCAUAUAACAUCACAAAUCUUGGCUUCACCUUGUUUAUAUAUGUGUGUGGGCAAAUGCUCUUUUUAUUUAUUUAUUAAUCUAUGUAUUAUUUCAUUUGGAGAAGACAUUUUAUUUUUUAGUGUCAACUAAAUUAUUACUAUUGUUUUGACUUGGAAUUGGAAAGUACAAUAAAUUAUAACUAUAAUGUUCAUUUUCUAAUUAAAAAUCCCAAAAUAUACCAAUUUUACAUAGAAUAAACACAAGAAUAUGGAACUUUGGCAAGCCUACUAAUCACAAAUAAUCAGAAAAUUUAGAACAAGAGAUCCAAAAAGGACCCACAAAAGAUUUGGUUGUCAUAAUCUUGAAUAAAGAUUGCAAUUGUGUAGCAUUGUGUAUUGUUGUAUUUGUAAUUUCAUUCCGUUGCUAGAGGCAUGGAAAAAAACAACCUCUUUGUAAGGAAUGAGAAAAAGGAAGAAAUUUGUUUGAAAUGGAAUUUCUUAUUGAAUGCUUCAUUCUAUUUCAAACGAGUAACCAAACAACACUUUUUUCUUCCUUGAGGUUGCUUAUUCCAUUCUAGCAUUGGUUCCAGCAUACAAAACAAGAUUCAUAAUUCGAUUCCCAUAAUUAGUAGAAGUAAACUAUAUGUUUGAGCUUCUCUAUUGAGGAUCACCUACUUUACAAACAUAGGACUUGAUAUGGGCCAGCAUUUGUCAUUAAUCAACAAAACAAGAAGUGGAUAGAUAAAUAGAUACACACAAAGAGAGAGGGAGGGAGGAUUCACCCACUCUCAUUUGACCUUCCCAAUUGAGGAUCUGCUGCCUACUUAUGAAAUUUGGGGAUCCAACAAAGUUCUCUUGUUAGAUGCACUUAUAGGCCUGGACAAUUCAUGAUUAAACUAUAAUGAUACUAAGUGGACAACAUGGUACAUUUAUAGUGCAAGAUCAAUUGCUAUGUAGCAUUGUAAGUUCAUUUUGGGCAAGCACAAGCUUCGUUUCUGUGUCAAUUCCAAUUUAUCCGAAGAUAAUAUUCAAAAUAGGAAACAAUGAUUGAUAUUCUGAAUAUUAUCUUUAUUACUGUACAUGAGAAGUAAUUAAGCACCCCAAACAGUACCAUACUUGCCAUUAUAGAGAAAAGGUUGAAAGUGAAGGGUACUUUGGUAAUUAUUAAGUAGGAGGUCAGUAAGGCGUGAUGGAGUGGAAUAGGUCUUCCCUAGCUUGCCAUAUUAAUUUACCAUAAUGUCCUUGCUGUAAGAUUGUUAUAAUUUAGUCCGAGUUGUCUAGGUCUAUAAAAUGCAUAUAGUAGGAGGAUUCUAGGCCAGAAAACGAAAUGCGUGAGAUAGGUGGCGGAUCCAAAUAGAGAAGGCGUGCGUGGGUGAUUGCUCUUUUUUUGUAUCUAUUAAUCUAUGUAUUAUUUCAUUUGGAAAAGACAUUUUAUUUUUUAAUGUCAAAUAAUUGUUCACUUAAAACAUUGUUAGUAUUGUUUUGAUUUGGAAUUAGAAAGUACUAUAAAUUAUUACUAUAAUGGUUAUUUUCUAAUUAAAAAUCCAAAAUAUACCAAUUUUUACAUAGAAUAAACACAAGAAUAUGGGAACUUUGGCAAUCCUACUAACCACAAAUAAUCAGAGAACUUAGAACAAGAGAUCCAAAAAGGACCCACAAAAGAUUUGGUUGUCAUAAUCUUGAAAAAAGAUUGCAAUUCAAUGUUGCAUUGUGUAUCAUUGUAUUUAUAAUUUCAUUCCAUUGCUAGAGGCGUUGAAAAAAACAACCUCUUUGUAAGGACCAGAAAAAAAGGAAGAAAUUUGUUUGAAAUGGAGUUUUUUAUUGAAUGCUUCAUUCUAUCUCAAAUGAGUAACCAACCAAACUUUUUCCUUCCUUGAGGUGGCUUAUUCCAUUCUAGCAUUGGUUCCAACAAACAAUACAAGACUCAUAGUUCGAUUUCCAUAAAUAGUAGAAACAAACUAUAUGUUUGAGCUUCUCUAUUGAGGAUCACCUACUUUACAAACAUAGGACUUGAUAUGGGCCAACAUUCGUCAAUAAUCAACAAAACAAGAAGUUGAUAGAUAAAUAGAUACACACAAAGAGAGAGGGAGGGAGGGAGGUUUCACCCACUCUCGUUUGACCUUCCCUAUUGAGGAUCUGCUGCCUACUUAUGAAAUUUGGGGAUCCAACAAAGUUCUCUUAUUAGAUGCAUUUGUAGGCCUGGACAAUUUAGUAUUAAAUUAUAAUGAUACUAAGUGGACAACAUGGUACAUUUAUAAUGCUAGAUCAAUUGCUAUGUAGCAUUGUAAGUUCAUUUUGGGCAAGCACAGGUUUCAUUUCUAUGUCAAUUCCAAUUUAUCCAAAGAUAACAUCCAAAAUAGGAAAUAAUGAUUGAUAUUCUUAAUAUUAUCUUUAUUACUGUACAGGAGAAGUAAUUAAGCACCCCAAACUGCACCUUAUUUGCCAUUAUAUAGAAAAGGUUGAAAGUGAAGGGUACUUUGGUAAUUAUUAAGCGGGAGGUCAGGAAGGCGUGAUGGAGUGUAAUAGGUCUUCCCUAGCCGGCCAUAUUAAUUGAUUAAAUUGCUAAACCAAACAUUAUGAAUUUACUAUAAUGUCCUCGCUGUAAAAUUAUUGUAAUUUAAUCCGAGUUGUCUAGGUCUAUAAAAUGCAUAUAAUAGGAGGAUUCCAGGCCGGAACCCUAAAUGCGUGAGAUAGGCGGCGGAUCCAAAUAGAGAAGGUCACAGGUUAUAUCAUUUUCGGUCUUAGAAAGCAGAUUCAAAGGUGAUAAUGUUUAGCUGUUGACCCGUUUCACUUUCCAGUAAUAUAUUCAGAUUGGUUGCGUCAUUGAAACACAGUCAACCUAUAAGAAGCAUUUCAGUAGGAUUGAGUUUGGAAGAUUGGUUGCAUCAUAAGAAGAGUGUUUGCAAAUUAUUUGAGGAGGUAGAUUUCAAUUCCUUUUCUGAAAAGCAUCAGGGAGGCUUCAUUCAGAUAUCAUAUCGAUGGCACAUGAAAUUGAUGUUCAACUUCCAGUACAGUUUGAGGACUUCUAUGUUCUUUCUUUUGGGGAGAUAAGUGCAAGUCCAUCUUACUAUGGUGUCGACUAUAUUUGGCCAAUCGGAUAUAUAUCUUGUUGGCACGAGAAGGUUACUGCCUCACUUUAUACCUGUGAGGUGUCAGAUAAUGGUGAUGGUGGGCCUGUUUUUACUGUUAGAAGGUCCAGUUGCUCAACGUGCCCUGCUCCAUGUGGUUCAACUGUUCUGUCUAGGGCAGACCAGGAACCUUCUGAUUACUUGAAAGAUAAAAAUGCUGUUCUCAUGGAUCCUACUGAUUUGGAUCAUGAUGAGUAUAACAAGGUUCUAAAGACGCUUCCUGAUAUCAUCCCUCCUUCUCAAAUGGAUCUUGGCAGCAGCUCUGAUGAAUGUCCUGUCAUGCGGGCCAGUGAUGAUCUGGUUUCUGGAGAUUUCAUUGGCGAGCUUCUGGUUCAAGAUUCUUCACCAUCUUCAGCUUGGAGGCUGAUGUUGAAAAAAGUUGCUGAUGCUCAUCAACAAAACAUUAAACGGAGUGGCGGUCUGCAGUGCUUCUGUGAGCAUGCUAAAGAUUCGAACUUUUUGUCCUCUAUGCAGUUUAUCUGUCCGAGUAGCAGAGACCAGGUCGCCUUUUUGGACAAAUUUGCUUCACAACACGACAUCAAGGGUCCAUCUUUCAUUCGAGGUGAUAAGGAGUCUUGUGGAUUUUCAGACUCGUUGAUGAAAUGGUUGAGAGACUACAAGUUUGGACUAGAUAUCGGGUUUGUUCAAGAAAUCAUAGAACAGCUUCCUGGUGCAGGAGCCUGUUCAAGAUACAUAUUAUGCAAAGACCGCCUAACGGAUUCAUCCUCAACAAUUGUAAAUAAAAAAAUUAAUAUUAAGGAGGGGAUAGAGGGUGGGAAGGCUACCAAGGGAGAUGCCCGAUUAACUACCUUGACCAUAUCGAGCAAAAGGGAGAGCAUGCUGAUCACGGAAGAGACUGCCAUCAACAAGCAACCUUUUCUUUUAGGGAGUCUUAUUAGCUCAAGGCUGUCUUCUCAUGCCGUAGGCAACCUUGUUCAGGUGCAUGAAUUCCUAUGUCGUUUCCAAGAAAAUCUUGGAGUUAAAGAUCAGUUAUCAUUUGAAGAACUUGAGAAGGAGCUUCUCUGUCCGUGGAUGGACAGCUUAGAUAGUCCAGAGGAAGUUGAUUUCAGUAGCACAGGUGCUACAUAUGGGCUUGGUGAAUCAUCGAUCCUGGAAACAAUAGAAAUGAAUUGUACUAGAUGUAUCAGUGAUAAAUUGACUACUAUUCACCAGGCACUGCUUCCUGAGCUAGUAAGUGAACUCCUGGACAAAAUAGCAUCAGUCGUGAACAUAACUAGUGAGGCUGAAAUAUCUAAGUCAAAGUGGGGCCAUAAAAAAGAUUCAGCUAACCGAAACAUGGUUAAGAGAAUAAAAUUAGAUAUGGUUCCAAUCAACCAGCUGACUUGGCCGGAAGUGGUCCGGAGAUAUAUCUUGUCUUACUUGCUAAUGGGAGGAAGACUCAAUUUUCUAGACACUGCUAUCCGUAAUAAUACCAAGCUCAUGCGCUGUCUGCAAGGUGAUGGUGGUAUUUGCUGUUGCUCACUCACCGGCGUUGCAGGUGUUGAUGUGGAUGCGCAGUUGCUUGGAAGAGCUGUUGAUAAAGUCUUCAACAAAUUGGACGGAGAGAGCUACACUAAAACAAUGGGCCUUACAGGGAAUAAGGCAGAUAAUUCAGAUGAAAAUGGGUUGGCUACAGGUGGUAGUGUUCCGGAAUGGGCCAAGGUGCUUGACCCAGUCAGAAAGCUCCCGACAAAUGUCGGAGCCAGAAUCCGGAACCUCAUCAUUGAUGCGUUGGAGAAAAAUCCACCCGAUUGGGCUAGGAAGCUAUUGAAGGCUUCCAUAGCAAAGGACGUCUAUAAAGGAAACGCAUCUGGGCCUACCAAGAGGGCCGUUAUUGAAGUUCUGAAAAGAUUAUCUGAUGAAGCAGCAAGGCCAUUACCACCAGUCAGGGAAGAAAAAAGAACACCUGAGCUGGUAUCUAAACUUAUACUAAAAAAAUGCCGUAUUAUAUUACGCCGUGUAGCUGCUUGUGAUAUGAACAGAGUCUUCACUGACUUGGUGGGGAGGAACUUCAGUUAUGAUGACGACGACGUAAGAUUUGUUUUUGGAUCUACAUCAACACGUCCUCUGGAUUUACGGACCAUCGAUAUGAGAUUGCUUCAUGGCACAUAUGGUGGUUCACAUGAAGCUUUUCUCGAGGAUGUUAGGGAGCUGUGGAUCAACUUAAAGAUAAUUCACUCGAAUAGGCCUAGUCUGGUUAAGUUGGCAGAUGAAAUGUCCAAAGAGUUUGAAUCACGAUAUGAAAACGAGGUAGCCUCCCAAUUUGGGCGAUUUCUUGAAUAUAACGUAAACGGAAAGUUUACUAAGGAGGUAGAGAAGGAGCUUGAAGAACAACUAACUUCUCUUGAAAUCCCCAAAGUGCCCUGGGAAACGGGAAUCUGCAAGGUAUGUGGCCUUAACAAAGAUGAUGAAAAGGUGUUGCUGUGUGAUACGGAAGGGUGUAAUGCCGAGUAUCACACAUACUGCCUGAGUCCACCUCUUUCUGAAAUUCCCGAAGGCGAAUGGUAUUGUCCUACGUGUACACCUCGUAAGCAACUUGUUGACAACACAUCACAAGGUCCUCGACAUGUUUUACAAUUUGUGAACAAAAAAUGGGAAGAGGCGGAUCAGUUUUUGGAUAUAGCGACUGCUUUGGACGAAACCGAGUAUUGGGAUUUAGAGGCAGAUAAGAAAACCUUUUUGCUCAAGUUUCUAUGUGACCAGCUACUGGAUACUGCUCUUAUUCGUGAGGAUAUUGAUCAUUCACGAGCAAAGCUGGCGAAAGUUAUGCGGAAAUUGAAAGCAUCGAGGUCCAUAGAAGAAAUUCCGCAUAAGGAAGGUGCGGAGAUCCAAAAACGACAAGAUGGUUCUGCCCCUCAUGUUGAUCAUUGUGACACUGAUAGAGAGAAUGACGGCGGUUAUGUUUCUGAUGAUCAUCUGAGAGAACAGGUCUCGAGGCUGUCUUUGCGGAAGGAGUUUUUGGGUAUUGAUUCUGAUGGAAGAUUGUACUGGGGAUUUCCAGAAACAAGUCCUAAUCAUGGGAUAGUUGUACACGAGAACUCGAGUGAAACUAGUCCAUCUGAUCAUCCAGCAAGUCAUUCACAAUCUGAAUCUUUUGGGUCAUGGCAUGCAUUCCAAUCAGAUGACGAAAUAAGCAAUCUUGUUGAUCAUCUGAGAAGGAAUGAUCCUGAAAAAACAGAAUUGAGAAAUUCUAUCUUGUGGUGGCAACAAUCAAUGUUACAAAGUGGUCAACCAACUAAUCGGAAUUUGGUCAAUUCUGCAGACUCAAAGAGAUCUGUUUCUCCCAGUCUCCUCCCUACUAAGGCAACGGCUUUGCUAGAGUCCAAAUACGGCUUGCAUUCGGAGCCAGAUGCUGGCGUAUCUCUAAAGAAGCCAAGACGAAAGAAUAUUGCAAAAUGGCACAGAUGUGAUUGUUUAGAACCCGUUUUGCCAUCUCGGUACCACUGUGUCAAAUGCCACGAAACUUUCUUCACGAACAUCGAAUUCGAACAUCACAAGCGUUCUAUUUGUGGUCAGAGUUCGUCAUCAGAAACGAGCAAAUUAGUUGUCAGCAAGAUUUCUGAGACUUCACAUAAAGAAUCCAUUGACUCACUAAAGAGCAGGCCUUCAUUGGUUUCUGGUUUCAGCCAUGAUGGUUCGGGUACGGUUGCAGCCUUGAAACCUGGUGUUGAUGGCUCGGAAAUCUUGGUAAGCGAGUCUGACCCAUUCAGCGAGGUAGGUGGAAACUUUGUUAUCCCUGAGGGUUCAUUGAAGGCAAUUGUGGGGAAGGCUGUUUAUAUGUUGAGGCAGCUGAAGAUCAAUUUGCUGGAUAUGGAAGCUGCACUUCCUGAUGAAGCAAAAAGAACUUCUAGGGCCGGUCAUGAAUGGAGAUCGGCAUGGUGUACAUUUGUUAAAUCUGCUAAUACGAUAUAUGAGAUGGUUCAAGCUAUCAUGGUAUUCGAAACCAUGAUCAAGACGGAAUAUAUCAAGAAUACUUGGUGGUGGUACUGGUCUUCCGCUUCAAUUGCUGCAAGUACCUCCACCAUGUCCGCCCUCGCUCUUCGCAUCUACACGCUCGACGCUUCUAUCGACUACCAGAAAACCACCACUUCUUCCGUCCCAAAACAAUCAAGGAAACGGAAAGAAGCAAGCGAAAAGGCCAAGAAAUCAGAAGAUAAAAACAAGAAAUCAAGACCAGUUGAAGAGCAGAAAGAUGGUAUGGUGGCAUCGUAAUUGAUCGAUUUUUUGGAAGAAAUGGAAAUGAUCGUAAAUGUUUUGUUGAUGUAAAUUGGGUAGAUGCUACUGAACAGAGUUUUAACGACGUAGUUUCAUCGACUGUUUUGGCUUUUCUUUUUGUAUUUUAGAUUUAAUUGUUUAGCUAGCUGUAGAUGCUGUUGUGAUAUAUAGAAGCAUCUUUUUCCUGCUUUCAUAUUUGGUGCUUUGCGGGGUAGUCUAGCUUACUUUUUGUGGUUUAUAUUGUUGGUUUUUAAUUAA
Molecule: messenger RNA, 10318 nt
Organism: Cynara cardunculus var. scolymus (artichoke)
Lineage: Eukaryota; Viridiplantae; Streptophyta; Magnoliopsida; Asterales; Asteraceae
Product: methyl-CpG-binding domain-containing protein 9-like
Exons: 10
Coding region: 5696-10057 (1453 amino acids)
Cellular component (GO): nucleus
Molecular function (GO): protein binding
Source: RefSeq, a predicted model, not a curated record